Telopea speciosissima is the source of this 1477-nucleotide messenger RNA. RefSeq names its product zinc finger CCCH domain-containing protein 25-like. Gene Ontology annotation, biological process: mRNA splicing, via spliceosome. Gene Ontology annotation, molecular function: metal ion binding; RNA binding. The record is from RefSeq and is a predicted model, not a curated record. Bases 199 to 1164 code for a protein of 321 amino acids. NCBI's taxonomy places the organism in Eukaryota, Viridiplantae, Streptophyta, Magnoliopsida, Proteales, Proteaceae. The transcript has 5 exons. Gene Ontology annotation, cellular component: precatalytic spliceosome; catalytic step 2 spliceosome; U2 snRNP.
AUCAAAGAUUUUUCUUUCGGUCUCUCCUUCAUGUCGUGCUUACACAAGUCUCAGUUUGCAAACCUUCACCGCGAGUCUACCUCCAUAGCUGAUUUUGAAUUCUCCCUCGGGUUCGCUGUAAAAUCUCUUUGCUCGGCUGACGAGUAGUUCAAGCUUUUCUCAAAGCAGAUAGGAGGAUUCAUUUUUUCAUUGAGUGCAAUGAAUCCAUUGACAUUGGUGAAACGUAUACAGAAUAUCAAUUCCAAAGAAGCGGCACUAGGAAUUUCUGAAGAAGCUUCAUGGCAUGCAAAAUACAAGAACUCGGCUUAUGUUUUUGUGGGUGGUAUCCCGUUUGAUCUUACCGAAGGAGAUCUCCUCGCAGUCUUUGCCCAGUACGGAGAGAUUGUCGAUGUUAAUCUGGUUAGAGAUAAGGGGACUGGUAAAUCCAAAGGAUUUGCCUUUGUCGCAUACGAGGAUCAGAGGAGUACAAAUCUUGCAGUAGACAAUUUGAAUGGAGCACAAAUUCUUGGCCGAAUUAUAAGAGUUGAUCAUGUUAGUAAAUAUAAAAAGAAAGAAGAAGAGGAUGAAGAGAAAGAACAGAAGAUGAGGGAGGAACGAGGGGUCUGCCGAGCUUUCCAAAAAGGCGAAUGCAACCGUGGAGCUGCAUGCAGAUUUUCCCAUGAUGAGCAAAGAUGUGCAAACACAGGCUGGGGUUCCAAGGACGAUGAUCCAAAAUGGGAUCAUGACAAGUAUGAUGGCCCAUCUAAGAGCCACAGAAGAUCUAGGAAUAAUUUUGAGGAUCGCCUUCCAGAGUCUGCCAUCCAAGAUAAGGGGUCAAGGUUCAGGUUGGAAGACAAUGAUGGGAUUUCUAGAGCAGAAGGUGAUGAAAGGAAGAGGAAAGGCGAACAUAAGCGAAACGAAAUGAAUUCAAGGGAUCGCAAUAGACUAGCUGUUGAGAAACAGUUGGAAUGGAAAGAGAAGGAACAGAGACGUAGAGAAGAUCGUAAUGGACAAGAAAUUGAGAAAAGGUCAAGACAGGAUGAAUCAAAAUCAAAUCCUGGAGAGGUUCAUGAUAGGAGAGGAAGGGAGGAGAAAAGGUCAGGAAGGCACAAGUCAGAACCUAAUCCAAAAGAUGAGCGAGAUGGAAGAGGUCAGAAACGAUCGAAAUAUGAUAAAAGAGAAUAAAUGAAAUGCAUGACAGGUGAUCGAUCAUACAACUGAAGAAUCUUAUGGUGAAUCUGAGCAAGAGUGGAGCUUAUGGAAACACCUACCAUGGUCUGGGAUUAAAGGUAUGGUACCAAGACUAUUUUGCAUCUUAAGUUGAUCUCUUGUAAAGCCUUCAUCUUGUGUGGCCAUUGGAUUACAUGUUGGUUCCUUUCAGCAAUUCAAACUGCAUUCUCGGUUAGCACAUGGUGGUGUUAUUGAAGUGUUGAUGAACUUAAGAAUUUGGCUUUAUGCGAAUCAAGAGUGUUAUUUGCCAAUUUUGUUUGAAUUGUAA